Molecule: messenger RNA, 696 nt
Organism: Python bivittatus (Burmese python)
Lineage: Eukaryota; Metazoa; Chordata; Lepidosauria; Squamata; Pythonidae
Product: C-type lectin BpLec-like
Source: RefSeq, a predicted model, not a curated record
AAGGUCAACUAGAAGAUGGGACUCUUCACUUAUUUCAGCCUUUGCUUCCUUGGACUCCUGAUUGCCAAUUCUUUCUUGGAAGCUGAGGCUGACACCUGUGCCAGGGAAUGGCUGCAAAACCAGGGUAACUGUUAUGCAUACUUUGAUAAUAAACUGACCUGGCAAGAAGCUGAGACUGAGUGCCAGAGCUAUGGCCGUGGAGCUCAUCUCGCCUCCAUACUCACCAAAGCCGAGACUUUCUUGGUGGCUGAGCAUAUCUCCACUUACCAACGAAGCCUAAGCAAUGUCUGGAUUGGCCUUCAUGAUGUCCGCCAGAACGGGAAAUGGAGGUGGACUGAUGAAUCAACUUACAACUAUAAGGCCUGGAUGAAAAAUCAGCCAGACAAUACUGGCAAAGCUGAACACUGUGUGGAGCUGGUUCAUUCUAAAGGUUUUAGAGAGUGGAAUGAUGUCCAUUGCCAGACACGCAACGCUUACAUCUGCAAGCAUCAGCUUUAGCCUCUGCUUGCGGGGAUGCCAUUCAAUCAGAGGAAGAUAAACCAAGUUACUUUGUGGAUGCCUUUUUCAUGCCAUUCAUUACCACCCUCCACACCACAGAAUGGAAGACCAGCUCUCAUCUAUCCCCCUUAAAAAUCCUACCCCAGAAGAGAUGACUUGGAGUUCUCCAUCUUCUCUUGACUCUUAUCAAUCACAGUG